GCCCAUAGAAACCACGGCCGGCCCAGGACAAGUUCUCCGUGUGGUGGAAGGGCAAAAUGGAGCAGAACUGCAAAGAAGAAGAGAAUGAAAAGUUGCACACUUGUCGUCGUCAGCUGAAGGAAAAUCCUGGUAACCUUAUUACAGCAACCAGCGAUGAUAACCUAAGGGACCUUUUUCACCAAAUCAGGACUUCCAAAACUCCUGUCAGUGUAGAUUCUACUCCCUCAACUUUCUUUUUUAUUCCUACAUAUACGCCACGAUUUGACAUGGCUUUAGAUGUGCUGAAUCCCAAUAUCAAACUGUUGUUGCAGGCAGUUAUCAACUAUGGCGCAUCUUGGUGUCGUGUUUGCAGCCAGAUACUUCCGGUAUUCUGUGACUUGAGUAACAGCUUCCCUAAACUCUCGUUUGUAUAUGCUGAUAUUGAUGAUUGUCCAGAGACAACCCAGCAUGUCCGCUACACACCAACUUUUCAUUUCUACCAAGAUGGGGAGAGGGUUGAUGAGAUGAUUGGUGCCGGCGAAGAGAGACUGCAUGACAGGCUCUGGUUGCACUCUUAGAAACAUAGGCUUGGUUUGAUUUGGUUGCACAGCACUCUUGGAUGGAAAUUCUCUACAUGUUUUAAUCUAUUGCUGUUAUCACACAUACAAAUGUAUCCCCAUCCCGUGAAUGUUUAUGCUCCAAAGAAAUUAAUUAAUUAAAAAGAGUUUUAUUGCAAGGGUUACGUUACUUUGGCUAGGUAAUAAUUGCGGGUAGGGGAAUGCAAGCUUACCUUGUCACUGAAUUGUUGGAAACAAAUUUGGAAUGAUUCAAAGUAUGACCAAAGUACACAUUACCUUGCUUCAGUUGCUUGUCUACUGUAUCUCAGCUUACUAGAGUAAUCUGAACAUCCGUACCAAAUAAGAUAAUCUUACUGAGACUAUUUGAAGCCAUCGCUCCCUUGGAUGUUACACUGAGAUUAGCUAGCUAUAGAACAAUCUCAAGCG
Molecule: messenger RNA, 983 nt
Organism: Cuscuta epithymum
Lineage: Eukaryota; Viridiplantae; Streptophyta; Magnoliopsida; Solanales; Convolvulaceae
Source: the annotation of a GenBank genome assembly